Messenger RNA from Tribolium castaneum (red flour beetle), 778 nucleotides. RefSeq lists its product as uncharacterized. The coding region runs from base 153 to 644 and encodes 163 amino acids. NCBI's taxonomy places the organism in Eukaryota, Metazoa, Arthropoda, Insecta, Coleoptera, Tenebrionidae. The transcript is spliced from 2 exons. The record is from RefSeq and is a predicted model, not a curated record. Gene Ontology annotation, biological process: lysosome localization. Gene Ontology annotation, cellular component: BORC complex.
UCUUCUUUUGAAGUGAACGUCAAAACUUACUAACCUCAAAUCAAAUGUCAAAAUGACAGUUUAUUAAAAAACUACUAGAAAACUAUUACAAAGUUCUAUAAUUAUUAUAAAUUAAUGAAACAUGGUUUGAAGAUUUUCGAAGCUAACGCAAAAUGGAUGACAGCAAGGGCACCCCCGAGAGUGAUUUCAGUAUUGAAUGUUUUCAAAACUACACAGCCCCCGAGGUCUUUAUCCAAGGCCUAGCUGGGAUAGUUGAUCAACAGGAUGUCGAAUCGAUGAUAAGAGCGCAAAAACAGAUGUUACAAAGAUUCGAAAAAACUAAUGAGAUGCUCACUAAUUGCAAUGCGUUAAGUGCGAACCGGUUAAAAACGAUUGCACCCGAGUUCAAAAAACACACACAGCUGUUGUUAGAGAUGAAAAAAGACUUGGACUAUAUUUUUAAGAAAAUUCGUGCUAUUAAAACUAAACUCUCAACGCAGUAUCCCGAGGCGUUUGCCGAGGCUGUGAGGAGCAGUCUUGCUGAGGAGUGUGAAGAAGACGAGGAUUUGAACGAGAGCAGUGCUCAGAACAAGAAGGACAAUAGACGGAGUCUUCAUUUGAAAAGGACUGAAAAUGUUGAAGUCGAAAGGAGGGCUUCUCAAUAAAAUUUAGCUUAUUACAAACUAAUUUAUUUAAUUAAGAAGCAUAUUUUUGUGUAAAUAAUUGUGCUUUUUUCACAAAUUCUGAAUUCAUGUUUCUGUACUCUUCUGCGAUUUCGGCCAUUAAAGGAUCUUCUGGA